CACUUCUCUUUUAUUACAUAACAGAGACAACUUAGAGCUUCCUUUUUCCAGCUUCGACUCAACGGCACUGCAACACCCAAAAACCCGCCGCCGAAAAGUCAAGAAAGAAGCCUAAACCUCAUGGCCAUCGCCGCCACCAUUUCCCUCUCUCUCCCGCUCCAAACCCGCCGUUUCUCCGUAGCCGGCGCCGCUCCUUUUCGAUCAACUCCUUCUCUUCAUUUCGACUGUCUCCUUUCCAACCUCUCUCUUAAAAACCCUAGCUUUCGAGUCUCCGCAUCUUCCAUGAGUAUCGGAACCCCCGACAAAAUCUCCACGACGUCAUUUCUUGACCGAAGAGAAAGUGGAUUCGUUCACUUCGUUAAAUACCACGGCCUCGGGAACGACUUCAUUUUGGUUGAUAAUCGAGAUUCGACGGAGCCGAGGAUUACGCCGGAGCAGGCGGUGAAGUUGUGCGAUAGGAACUUUGGUGUCGGAGCUGAUGGAGUGAUUUUUGCGAUGCCGGGAACCAACGGCACUGAUUAUACUAUGAGAAUCUUUAAUUCUGAUGGUAGCGAGCCUGAGAUGUGUGGUAAUGGGGUGCGGUGCUUUGCCAGAUUCAUUGCUGAGCUCGAGAAUUUACACGGGAAGCAAAGUUUUACUGUGUAUACUGGGGCUGGGUUAAUUGUUCCUGAAAUUCAAGAUGAUGGGAAGGUUAAAGUUGAUAUGGGCGAACCAAUUCUUAAAGCAUCAGAUGUUCCUACAAAAUUACGAGCAAAUAAAGAUCAAUCUGUUGUUAAAUCAGAUCUUAAUGUAGAUGGAGUGAUUUGGAAUGUGACUUGUGUUAGUAUGGGGAAUCCCCACUGUGUAACCUUUGGCACCAAAGGAAGCCAGAACUUGACAGUCGAUGAGCUAAAUUUAGCAGCAGUUGGUUCUAAAUUUGAGCAUCAUGAAAUGUUCCCAGCUAGGACUAACACAGAAUUUGUGGAAGUUUUCUCCCGUUCACACUUGAAAAUGCGCGUUUGGGAGCGUGGAGCAGGAGCAACACUGGCUUGUGGAACUGGAGCUUGCGCUGUGGUCGUUGCAGCUGUUCUAGAAGGACGUGCUGGGAGGAGUUGCACGGUCGAUUUGCCUGGAGGCCCGUUGGAGAUUGAAUGGAGGGAGGAAGACAAUCAUGUGUACAUGACAGGCCCAGCUGAAGUAGUGUUUUACGGAUCAGUGCCACUGUGAUGAGUCAUAAAAGAAGAGAACUCAUUGUUUAUUUUUGCUUGAAUUUUGUAGAAAUAUAAGAGAAAUGGUAUCAAGGGUUUGCUCAUAACAUGUUUCUGGCCUUUUUGUUUUGAACGACAACCAUCGUGGUAAUGUCAUUUCCUGCAUCCUACAUUUGAUUCAAAGUUCUAGCUUUUGCUUUUACUCUGAUCGAUGCCCAUGAUUAACAUUUUUUGGGUCAAAUAAUGAUUACUUUACUAGGUUUUGUACUAGUAA
This is a messenger RNA of Theobroma cacao (cacao), 1461 nucleotides long. Its product is annotated as diaminopimelate epimerase family protein. Lineage: Eukaryota; Viridiplantae; Streptophyta; Magnoliopsida; Malvales; Malvaceae. The record is from RefSeq and is a predicted model, not a curated record. Gene Ontology annotation, molecular function: diaminopimelate epimerase activity. Gene Ontology annotation, cellular component: cytosol; cytoplasm.